ACUGUCGAAUGAGAUUAAUUUCUACCAAUAAAUUGACCAUAACUCCACACCAGCGGUCUCAUCAAAAAAAUGCAAGAAAGUCGCCAAUCAUAAACGCGUUGAAUAGUCUUCGAAAUCAGACCAGACUCUCUGCAUUAUUAUGAACUUUGGCCGUUGACUAAGGAAACUCUCUCUUCCCAUGUCAGCGUCUUCGUCUUCUUCCUCUUCCUCUUCCGUCUCCCUCAGCUCACCAAUGAGCAAACAAUCUCCGGUCGGGACAUCCUCUGCAAAACCAUAACUAACGGACAACCAAAGCACACAACCUCAAAAAGCCAACCUUGUCUAUUGUCUCUGUUUCUGUCCCCCUCUCUUUGCUUCCAUGGCCAAUUCAAGAACCCAACUGCUGCUGCUGCUCACCUUCUUCUUCUUCCUCGUCCUCCUCGGCCUAGUCCAAGUCCAAGCCCAGCAAGACUACCUCAACAACAAGCAGCUCAACUGCAGCAACACCGACCCCAUCACCGCCGGCUACGCCUGCAACACCUCCUCCGGCGACCCCCCCACCUGCCAGUCCUACCUAACCUUCCGCUCCACCGCUCCCUACACCUCCCUUGCCACCAUCGCCUUCCUCCUCAAGACCGACACGGCCGCCAUGGCCACGCUCAACGACCUCACCGACAUCGAGUCCAUCCCCUCCGGCACCCCGAUCAUCGCCCCCGCCAACUGCUCCUGUGCUGGCACCUUCUACGAGCACAACGCCUCCUACGUCCUCAAGGACGAGGGAGAGACCUACUUCACCGUCGCCAACGACACCUACCAGGGCCUCUCCACUUGCCAGGCCCUCGAGGCCCACAACCCCUAUAAACCCACCGAACUCGAAGCCGGCAUGUCCCUGCUUGUGCCCCUCCGUUGCGCCUGCCCAACCGCCGCCCAGUCCUCGAGCGGCGUCCUCUACCUCCUUUCGUUUAUGGUUAUCCCGGGGGACGAUCCCUCCAAGAUCGCCCAGCUGUUCGGGGUCACCGAGCAGAGCGUGCUCGGCGCGAACAACCUAAACGAGGAUGAUGUGAUCUACCCUUACCAGCCGAUUCUCGUUCCGCUCACGAAGGAGCCCACCAAGAUUGUACUGCCCACCACGUCCCCGCCGCCGCCCCCCCCUGCUGGAACCGCUCCGGCUACUCCCACCGGAGGAGGAUCGAGCUCCUCCAAGAAAUGGUUGUAUGUCGGAGUUGGUAUCGGAGUCGCCCUGGUUGCGAUUCUCGGUGCGGUUGCCUAUUGGGCAUUAUAUUACGGGAGGAGGAAGCAAGAGCAGGCACCGCCUGCCUCGGCUCCACCACCGAAGAAGGCCUCCGAGUCAGUCACCGACUACUCGGCCCUGCCGACGGACAGCUCCUCGUGGUCGGUCUCGGGCAUUCGAGGAGCUAUCGACUCUCUGACCAUUUACAGGUACGAGGACUUGCAGAAGGCCACCGAGUCGUUCGCCGAAGAAAACAAGAUCAGGGGCUCGGUCUACCGAGGAAAGUUCAAGGGCGACGAUGCGGCUGUGAAGGUCGUGAAAGGGGACGUAUCGAGUGAGAUCAAAAUUCUGAAACUGAUCAACCACUCAAACAUAAUCCGGCUCUCCGGGUUCUGCCUCCACGAGGGGAACUCAUAUCUCGUGUACGAGUAUGCGGAGAACGGAUCUCUCAGUGAUUGGCUUCACUCCGGCAAGGAUCUUCUAUCGACUCUGUCGUGGAAACAGAGGAUUCAGAUUGCUUACAACAUAGCCGAUGCGAUAAACUACCUGCACAACUAUGCAAACCCGCCCUACAUCCAUAAGAACCUGAAGAGCAGCAACGUUCUCUUGGAUGGGAACUUUCGAGCAAAAGUCUCUAAUUUCGGGCUUGCAAGAUCGGUGGAGAGCGAGAACGGUGGGCUCCAACUGACCCGACAUGUCGUGGGAACACAGGGCUACAUGUCCCCUGAGUACAUCGAGAACGGCGUGAUCACGCCGAAGCUUGAUGUUUUUGCGUUCGGGGUCGUAAUGCUGGAGCUUCUAUCUGGAAGGGAAGCUGUUGGGAAGAACAAGGAUAGGGAGGAGCUACUUUCUUCGGCGAUAAACCGCGUAGUAGAAGGCGACAACGUGAGAGAUAAACUUAGGGAGUUCAUCGAUCCGUCCCUUAGGGACGAGUACCCAUUGGAUUUGGCAUUUUCAAUGGUUGAGCUCGCCAGGAAGUGUGUGGCAUAUGAUCUGAACUCUCGCCCAGUAAUGCCGGAAGUUCUGAUGAUUCUCUCCAAGAUUUUAUCAUCGUCGCUGGACUGGGACCCGUCCGAUGAGCUCAAUAAAUCCCGGUCAAUGAGCCAUGGCAGGUAGAUCAUUAACGAGCUCGCCAUAGAAGCCCUUACAAAUCAAUUCUUAUCUUCUGCAUUUGUGAUAUACCGUGAUUUACAUUAUGCAUCAAGUGUAAGUAACUUCCCUUUCCGGCAUGUCCCAAGCAAAGCCCGUGAUAGCGUAGACAGAUCAAGUUCGGGUAUUGUUCGUCUCUGUAAGAGAAAAAGGGAAUUGGUUCGAUUGAUAGCAUGUAUUCUGCGAUGAGAUGUUAGAAAAGAGAUUUUCAACUGUCGAGA
Messenger RNA from Punica granatum (pomegranate), 2580 nucleotides. NCBI's taxonomy places the organism in Eukaryota, Viridiplantae, Streptophyta, Magnoliopsida, Myrtales, Lythraceae. The record is from RefSeq and is a predicted model, not a curated record.